Molecule: messenger RNA, 381 nt
Organism: Varroa destructor (honeybee mite)
Lineage: Eukaryota; Metazoa; Arthropoda; Arachnida; Mesostigmata; Varroidae
Product: mesenchyme-specific cell surface glycoprotein-like
Source: RefSeq, a predicted model, not a curated record
AUGGCUGAUGGCGAAUGGUCACCAUCUGGUAAUAGAACGCCAAAAUCUAGCUUCAACCAAGGCCCUGCUGGUGCAGCAGAUGAAUGGAGGUCUCCUGCUGGAGGAGCUCAGACUACAAGACCGCACACUACUUAUAGACCUGGAAGCCAUGGAAGUGUGAAAGGCUACGGAGAUCGCGAAGGACGCAGAGGUCAAGACGGCUAUAGUAGUCGAGAUGGUCAUAGAGGUCAGAAAGACUAUGGUGGUCAAAAUAAUCAUGGCGGUCGGGGAAACCUUACAGGUCAAGGUGGUCACGGAAAUAAGGAGGGCCAUGGAGGACCAGGUGGAAUUCCCACCUGCCCACUUCUCAGUGCGUCAAUGAGUGCACCACUAUCAUCUUAA